Lutzomyia longipalpis is the source of this 1326-nucleotide messenger RNA. RefSeq names its product RING finger protein 141-like. NCBI's taxonomy places the organism in Eukaryota, Metazoa, Arthropoda, Insecta, Diptera, Psychodidae. The record is from RefSeq and is a predicted model, not a curated record. Gene Ontology annotation, biological process: protein autoubiquitination. The transcript has 2 exons. Gene Ontology annotation, molecular function: ubiquitin-protein transferase activity. Bases 101 to 823 code for a protein of 240 amino acids.
GACGAUUCUUCACGAAUGUUUGCCGAAAGAUACAUUCACAGUCUGACGCGUAGAUUAGAAGCAAAAAUUUGAGAUUUCUGCGUGGAUUUUAUGUGAAAAAAUGGGGCAGAACACGAGUAUUCCGGACCAAUUGAUGCACAAUAAAGUAGUGAAUAACGUACACCUGGAGAUUGUGAAGCACGCGAAGGUUCUAACGGAAAUAAGUCAACUUUCCUACGACGAUUUCCAAGAAUGCGUUCGAGAUCUCAAUGAAUUGUCCAGGAAGUGCGUGGAUUCCCAGGGAAAUCAGCUGGUGUUUGCAGUGAAACGUGGCACGGAUUCAUCGGUCCUGUGGAAGGCAACAGUGCAAAUUGCAUGCGUUAAGGUGGAAGUUCAGAGCCGGCAGAUUGAGAGCUACAAACUCCUCAAUCUCAAGGAAUUCCUCACGGUCUUCCGGACGUUUCAAGCACACGUGGAAACCCUGAUAACCCUGGAAGAUCGUGAGGAGCGCAUGCGAACAGCAUCGAUGAUAAUGCACGAAGUGGAGACAAUCACACAUCCGGAAGCAUCCAGCGGCGGGGAAUCGGCGAACGCCAGCAGCACUGAUGUCACAGAAUGCUGCAUUUGCCUCGAUAGGAAGCCCGAAGUGCUCCUUCCGUGUGCUCACACCUACUGCUGCCCCUGCAUUGAGCAGUGGAAUGUAAACAACAAGUUCUGCCCCAUCUGCCAGGAGGAGCUCUCCAGCACGGAUGAUACGUGGGUUCUAUCCGAGAUUCCCCCAUCGCAGGAAGUCUCUGAGCAAAUCUGCACGGAACUCAUGAAGCUAUCGAAGGAAUCCAAGUGAGAACACGAGCCAGCGGGGACAUCAUCCCUCGCUAGAUCACCUCCAUUGUCCCAGGAUCCUCCUUCUUAGUGAUAACGCCUUGUAAGGUAAAGAAAAAACAUUUUUUUUAGCCUUCUAAGUUUUUUUUUUUUGAUUUUGUGGAAAAUGUUUCUAUUUUAUAAAAAAAAGAUUUUUCCGUAAUUAGGGGAGAUUAGGGCUAAAAGAAAAGUCCAAAAUUGUUAUUUCCCAGCGAGGUCAUUUAGCCGUGACACUCUGAUCGAAUUAGAACAUUUCUAAACCCUUUAGUUUAGACCCUAUAGUCAAGACACAAUUCUUUUGCUAUAAAAGAAUCAAUUUUCCACAAAAUCAUUCCUGUAAUUUGGAUAAUUGUUGUGAUUGAUAAAGCCAAAGGAAAAACUAUAAUUCCACAUUUUGUAGGGAUGCAAUUCUGGAUGAAAGUUCUCUAAGCUUUUAUUGAAUAAGGAGAAAAAUUGUUAAAAAUAAAUUUCAUUUGUCAAGUUUUC